Molecule: messenger RNA, 1653 nt
Organism: Aspergillus ruber CBS 135680
Lineage: Eukaryota; Fungi; Ascomycota; Eurotiomycetes; Eurotiales; Aspergillaceae
Product: flavin-containing monooxygenase
Exons: 3
Coding region: 1-1653 (550 amino acids)
Molecular function (GO): flavin adenine dinucleotide binding; NADP binding; N,N-dimethylaniline monooxygenase activity
Source: RefSeq, a predicted model, not a curated record
AUGAGCCAGUCCAAAGAAGUCAUCAUCAUCGGCGGCGGUGUCUCGGGCCUAGGAAUGGCCGCCCAACUGAGACGAAACCUGGGACACAACAACUUUACGCUCUAUGAGAAAUCAGACAAUAUCGGAGGUACAUGGUGGCAUAACCGUUAUCCAGCGUGUGCGUGUGAUAUUCCGAGUCAUCUGUACUCGUAUAGUUUUGCUAUGAAGAAUGACUGGAGUACCAUAUUCCCCGGACGAGGUGAACUUCAUGAGUACUUCUCUUCUGUGGCCCAAAGAUAUAACAUCCUACCACAUUGUCGGUUCAAUGCCAUGUGUGUUAGUCUGGUCUGGGACGAUGUCCGCUGCCUAUGGGUGUGUACUUUCCAGGACACUAUUUCCGGGGAAGUCUUCAAACGAGAAGCUCCUGUCGUUGCCAGCGCAGUCGGUGCUCUCGACCGGCCCUACACCCCCGAUAUUGAAGGAUCGAAUUUUUUUCAGGGCAAGAUCUUCCACAGCGCGACAUGGGACGAUAGCUUCCAGGCCAAGGGGAAGAAAAUCGCUGUCCUGGGAAAUGGGGCCUCUGCUACACAGUUUGUUCCUGAGUUGGUCAGACACGUAGGGUCAAAGGGCAAGGUGAUUCAAUUCGUCCGCAGCGCGCACUGGUGGACAGAACGAGGCAACCCAAAAUACUCAGAAGCAUUCAAACUCGCUCUAAAACACAUCCCCCUCGCUGCUCGCCUUUACCGCAUAAUUCUCGCCUGGCAACUCGAAUCCAUUUUCCCGUCCUUCUACAUGAACUCCCGCGGUGCAGCCAUGCGCCAAAAAAUUCGCGAAAACACGUUCCACUAUGUUAACACGGCCGCACCCCCGGAGUACUGCGAAAUUCUAAAACCAGACUACGAGCCCGGCUGUAAACGCCGCAUCAGCACGGCAACCUAUCUGGCUAGCCUCCACUCGCCCCAAAUGCACCUAACAAAAGACUCGGCCGUCAAAAUCGGCCCGAACCAUAUCGAAACCGCAUCUGGUCAAUGCCACGCAGUCGAUGUUAUUAUCUACGCAACGGGCUUCCAGACCCAGAAAUGGCUGUCCACGAUUCAGAUCAGGGGCAUCGAAUGCAAGGACUUGCACAGUAUCUGGGACGCCGCUGGCGGCGCAGAGGCAUACAAGGGUACUGUGGUAAGCGGGUUCCCAAACUUCUUCAUAUUUUACAGGCCCAACGCAGGGACGGGGCAGCACUCUGUUAUCUUCCACUCCGAGUGCCAGAUUAACUUUACCUGUCAGCUGCUACGACCCGUGCUGGCUGGAAACUCGGAAAUGAUUAUGGUGAAGCCCGAGGCGCAGAGACGUGACCUAUCAUGGGUACACGGAAAGCUACAGCAUCUGGUAUUCAACAGCGGGUGUCAGAGUUGGUGGAUGGAUCCCGUUACUGAGAGAAACACAUUCAUCUACCCAGAUCCUAUGUGGAUGUACUGGGCUCGGACGAUCUUCCCGCGCUGGUCGGAUUUUGUGUUGCGUCGGGGUGGUCGAUCGAGUGGGUUAUUCGGUCGGGUUUUUUGGAUUAUGCUAGUUUCUGUUGGAGUGGCGGCUUUCGCUGUGAACUCGGCGUCGGUGGAUGUUAAGAAGGUGGUGGCAAUGGUUGUUGGUUGGUCUUCGCAGGCUGUUAAAUGGCGUUGA